AACCGGAAACUGCGCGACGACGUCGAGGGGACGUGCUCCGGCAAAUACGUGCGUGCGCGCGACUCACGCCAGGGCUAUAUCAUCAAGGUCGUGUCGGUGCUGGAUGUCGGCCAGGGCAAGGUCAUGCCCGGCACGGGCCUCGCCGAGUUCCGCAGCCAGUACCAGGCGAUCGUGCUCAAGCCGUUCAACGGCGAGGUCAUGGACGCGCGCAUUACGAACGUGAACAAGGUAGGCCGCGCCGCUCACCCGCAGAUGGGCUUCUUCGCCGAGGUCGGCCCCCUGAGCAUCUUCGUGUCGUCGCACCUGCUCCCGAUCGACUACAAGUUCCAGCCAGACGCGAAUCCGCCCGAGUUCACGUCGCCGACAGAUGUGCGUCUUGUCGCUAACGACAGAACCUCGUCAAGGGCCGCCGCGUGCGCGUGCGCAUCGUCGUUCGCGAUCGGCACGAUGAAAGAAGACUAUCUAGGCCCCUUCGACUAG
Messenger RNA from Malassezia sympodialis ATCC 42132, 480 nucleotides. The record is from the annotation of a RefSeq genome assembly. NCBI's taxonomy places the organism in Eukaryota, Fungi, Basidiomycota, Malasseziomycetes, Malasseziales, Malasseziaceae.